UUUUUAAAAAUAUAAACAUAAAAUAUAAUAAUGAUACAUUACACUUUAAAAUGAUACGUAAACAUAAAUUCUUGAUAUAAAUUAGAUAAGAAACAUACUAUCAAACUCAAUGAAACUGAUGAAACAUCAAGUUUUUGUUGUGUAAAUCGCUCUAAUGUUCCGAAACUCAUUUGCCAAGGGCAUUAGUGCCAAAAUCGGUAGUUAUGUUGUGUUACCAUAAGUGUUUCCCCUAUAAAAACAAAAUGCUUCUAACUGUGUACGUAUCUUUUCUACUCUGGCGGAUGGACUAUGCUGUGGAGAGCACAAAAGUGGUAAAGAGCAGCAUGCGGUACACCACGACGUCGCUCGUCAGGGUCGGACCUACGGCCUCAAUGCGCGACGGGGAGCCCACUUUUGUGGGCCCCAUCGAGAACGUCACGGUCGCACUUGGCCGAGAGGCGGUACUCACCUGCUCGGUGUCAGACAUAGGAGAUUAUAAGGUGGCGUGGAUCAGAGCGGACGACCAGACCAUCCUGACUCUCCACACGCGGCUCGUGACGCACAGCUCGCGGUAUGCCGUCACCAAUGACUCCCCUGGCUCCUGGCAGCUUCAUAUCCGACCGCUCAAGGUGGAGGACCGGGGCUGCUAUAUGUGCCAGAUCAACACCAGCACCAUGAAGAAGCAGAUCGGCUGUGUGGAUGUGCUAGUCCCUCCGAACAUCGUGGACGAAGGCACCAGCGGGGAUUUGACGGCCAAAGAGGGGAGUGACGUCACAAUCUCCUGCAAGGCCGACGGCAGACCACACCCCAGAAUACUGUGGAGGAGGGAGGACGGUACCAACAUACAGCUGAGGAACGAGGCCGGGGAACUACAUAAAGUGGACAUAACCACGGGUCCCUCUCUGAACCUGACGAGGGUGAGUCGGCGUCAGAUGGGCGCGUACCUGUGCAUCGCGUCCAACGACGUCCCACCUUCAGUCAGCAAGCGGAUCAUGCUUAGUGUUAAUUUCGGUCCGUCUAUUGUGAUAUCGACAAAGGUAAUGGGAGUGCCAACGGGUGCGGCGACACGGCUCGAGUGUCUGGUCGAGGCUUACCCGCUUGCCGUCAACUACUGGCUGAAGAGCGGAGAGAAGAUGAUAUUGUCCGGGGGCAAACAUGAAAUCAGUGAAGUCAGAAUGUCGGCCUAUCAAGUGAAGACGAUUCUAUCUAUAACCGACUUCGAAACCGAAGACAUGGGCGCCUAUACCUGCGUGUCUACAAAUACUAUGGGGAAAACUGAAGGAAUCAUUAGGCUAUAUGAAAUAAAAAUCACAACAACCACAACAACGACGACGACAACAACAACAACGACGACGACCACGACAACAACCACCCCCGCGCCGACGACCACAGAGCUGACAACCAUGCCACAUUACGUGGUCGCUCUGCAGCCAGCCGAGCAGAAGUUUUACACCCCAGAUGUUACCACGUACGAUACAAUGCAGAACGUCAUAGAACAAUCAGUGUUGGAUAACAACUGGCUGCCAACCGCGGAGUCAACUGCAAGUACAAUCUCUAUCUCCCUUCUCACUCUAACACUGCUCUCUCUCGCACCACAGAUCAUCCUCAACUUUAGUUAUGCCACAUACGAAACCAAUGUAAAAUACACCGCAAGAUGAUAAGCUCAAGGUUCAGAAUUGACUGUCAAUUUAAUUUUAGACUAUAGAUCAUUAUGAUUUUGUAAUGUAUCGCUUUAGUAGUAAGUUAUUUAUUUAGAACUCAGGAUAUAUUGGUUUUCCCUUACAAACUUUUCUAUAAAUUAUGGUUAGUCCACA
Aricia agestis (brown argus) is the source of this 1793-nucleotide messenger RNA. Its product is annotated as opioid-binding protein/cell adhesion molecule homolog. The transcript is spliced from 10 exons. Lineage: Eukaryota; Metazoa; Arthropoda; Insecta; Lepidoptera; Lycaenidae. The record is from RefSeq and is a predicted model, not a curated record. The coding region runs from base 204 to 1637 and encodes 477 amino acids. Gene Ontology annotation, cellular component: neuron projection.